Cladophialophora psammophila CBS 110553 is the source of this 1770-nucleotide messenger RNA. RefSeq lists its product as uncharacterized. Gene Ontology annotation, cellular component: peroxisomal membrane. The record is from RefSeq and is a predicted model, not a curated record. Lineage: Eukaryota; Fungi; Ascomycota; Eurotiomycetes; Chaetothyriales; Herpotrichiellaceae. Bases 1 to 1770 code for a protein of 589 amino acids. The transcript has a single exon. Gene Ontology annotation, biological process: peroxisome organization.
AUGUCAAGACAGUCCUCAUAUGCACCUCCGUCUGAUUCCUCGUCCCAGCAGGUCUGGGACCAAAAUCCCCCCACAUAUGCUGCCUUCUCUCCAACAUCCACCUCUGGCUACUCCGCCACAUCGAAGCAGCGGUCUACGAUAAUAGUCCACAAAAAGUCGCCCUUGCUAGUAGCGACACCCCCUCAGAUCACUCGAGCCCUAGCCCAUUCACAUCCCUUCCUCUUGCCACUGAACAAACUCGCCGGUCUUCUGUCAUGGAGCACCCGGGAUCCUUGGGAAUCAUAUCUGAUGGUGGCUGUCUUCUGGGGAAUCACACUAUAUGGGAGUGAGAUUAUUCGCUUCGCAAGCCCAAUCAUUGUAGUAGUUGGUCUCAUAUUGGGAAUGUACUCCAGGCGCUAUUCUCCUCUGUCGUCCACCACCAAAACCGGAGAGAAACAUUCAGCCAAGGGCCACAGGAGGGAACCUUCGGAAUCUCAGUCUCACCAUAAGACCCUCGAUGAGAUUGUUGAGACGCUGCAAGAAUUGACUGCCCGAUGCAAUGUCCUGCUGGAUCCCUUCCUCAUCCUGACCGAUUUUCUCUCUACCCAGACCACACCAACUGCCGCUACGACUCGACCAGCAUUGACGACUCUCUUCAUCCGUGUUCUUUUAGUAACCCCCUUUUGGAUUAUCCUGACUCUUCCACCUUUCUAUAUUCUGACUCCUCGAAGAGUCAUUCUCGCUGUUGGCACAAUAAUAUUGACCUGGCAUUCCAAGCCGGCCAGGGUAUCUCGGGUUAUCCUCUGGCGUUCUGUAUUCAUGCGCAAAGCUGCCGCAUUCGUCACUGGGCUGGAGUUUGAUACUUCGCCAAAUGCGAAAUCUGGACCGUCACUUCGACCGUCAAUUGGACCCCGGUCGAAAUCUCAAAGCGACCUCGCCACAGAAGCCGCAAACAAGCAAAAACCCGACUCUUCUGGCGUUCGUUUCACGUUUAUCUUAUAUGAGAACCAACGGCGGUGGCUGGGUCUUGGGUGGACAACUUCUUUGUUUGCAUACGAGCGUGGCCCUUGGACGGAUGAACAUCUGAACCCUGCACCAUCAAAGGAGGAGUUCGAACUGCCGGAUGUGGAGGGCGGUCUGUCACGGUGGAGAUGGAUCGACUCUGAAUGGCGAAUAGAGCACGGAGAUGCUAAAUCACACAAGAGAGCGACAAGCGACACCAAAACAGGAGCAACGGGCAUCUCUGGUAAAGCGACCGCCGACGACGGUGGAGGCUGGAUAUAUUACGACAACAGGUGGGAAGAUGGAAGAAGAGAGGACGGAUGGGGUAGAUAUACGAGGAGACGCAAGUGGUACCGCGAUGCAGAACUUGUCGAAGCGACGCCGAGUGUUGAGGAUACUCCGAGUGGUACUCCAGCACAACCUUUGUCUGACACGGAAGAGGACAAGGUGAGGAAAGCGAAAGAGUUUGCCAAGGGGGUAGGCCGGUCGGAAGACACAGCUACUGCGAACCCAACACCUCCGACGGAAAAGUCAUCUGCACCGGAUCCAAAAGCCAAUGACGCCAACAGCACCGCCAAAUCCCCUGCGGUGAAGAAACCAGGCAGCUGGUUCUCGAAGAGAGACCGGAGUGAUAGUAAGAGCUCCAGUGGGAAGAAUACAGGCCAGUCCAGCACACGGAGCGAUCGGAGUCGUGAUGGACCAGAGGACGAUGUGCUGGAUAAAUGGCGAGAUGCUUCUGGGCACAGAGCGUUCAGUGUGCAAGAGGACGUUGCCAUGAGUCUUGGAUAG